AUGUCUUCUUUCCUUUCACUGAAAAAGGCCGCUGUUCUGGCAGCCAUGGCGCUUGUCCGUGUGCAGGGCGCCGCUCUGGCCGACUCGUGUCCCCGCGACAUCCCGCUAUCGUGCUCCAAUUCCACCCCGGUGGCGGAUUCCUGCUGUUUCGAGUUCCCCGGAGGUGUGCUUCUUCAGACCCAAUUCUGGGACUACUCGCCGUCUGUGGGGCCAGAGGACUCCUUCACCUUGCACGGGUUAUGGCCAGACAACUGCGAUGGAUCCUACAGCCAGUUCUGCGACUCGUCGCUGCAGAUUUCAAGUGCUACUGACGUGCUCACCUCGUUCGGCGAAACGGAUCUCCUCAACACCAUGAAAACGUAUUGGAAAGAUUACCAGGGCGACGAUAAUAACCUCUGGGUGCACGAGUUCAACAAACACGGCACCUGUCUCAGCACUAUCAAGCCGUCCUGUUAUCAGGACUUCAAAUCUAACCAGGAGGUCGUGGACUACUACAAAAAAGCCGUGCAGCUCUUUGAGAACCUGCCUUCGUACAAGUGGCUCGAGGACGCGGGCAUUGUGCCGUCCGAUACCGCCACAUACACAAAGGAUGCCAUCGCCGAGGCGCUGCAGUCCAAGUUCGGCAGACAGGUCUAUUUCAAGUGCGAUUCCAACAAGGCCUUGAACGAGAUCUGGUACUUUUACCAUCUGCACGGCUCUGUGGUGCACGGAGACUACGUGCCAAUGGACUCGAUCCCCACGUCCUCGUGUCCAGACUCGGGCAUCAAGUUCGUUCCGAAGAACUCGGCCUCCACCACCACGGCCACCACCGGCACCGCUACGCCAACCUCCACCGCUGCUCCUGGCUCCUCUGGCUACCUCAAACCAGACGGCCAGUCCGGCUGUCUUAUCAGCAACGGCAAAUGGUACGUCUCGGGAACCUGUGCCACCUACAAGCUGUCGACCGCCAGUUUCGGUGGGUACGAGCUGACCUCGUCGAAGGGUUCGUGCGGUCUCGACUCGGACGGUAAUUUUGCAUGUGGCAGCAGCAUCACUGCUGGCCAGUUCGACUACGAUUCGUCCUCGGGCUACGUCACGUACGGCGGCGAGACUGGCUGGUCGGCCCCAAAAAACCCAUCUGGAACGGCCCAGGUCGCUGUCCAACCCGGCAGCGGCGAGAGCGUGCAGUUCAAAUUGACGUUCCAGGCAAAAUAG
Ogataea philodendri is the source of this 1194-nucleotide messenger RNA. RefSeq lists its product as uncharacterized. The transcript has a single exon. The record is from RefSeq and is a predicted model, not a curated record. The coding region runs from base 1 to 1194 and encodes 397 amino acids. Gene Ontology annotation, cellular component: extracellular region. Lineage: Eukaryota; Fungi; Ascomycota; Pichiomycetes; Pichiales; Pichiaceae. Gene Ontology annotation, biological process: RNA catabolic process. Gene Ontology annotation, molecular function: RNA binding; ribonuclease T2 activity.